Ylistrum balloti is the source of this 2682-nucleotide messenger RNA. RefSeq lists its product as uncharacterized. Lineage: Eukaryota; Metazoa; Mollusca; Bivalvia; Pectinida; Pectinidae. The transcript has 5 exons. The record is from RefSeq and is a predicted model, not a curated record. Bases 40 to 1017 code for a protein of 325 amino acids.
AACAAGUGAAGAGCACAAAAGUGUAACGCAAACAAGCCAAUGAAUAUUUUGAUAAUCGAGUUGGUUGUUGAGUUGCUUCUGGUAGCAUCAGGAUUCUCGAUACCAAUUAUAAAGAAGAAUACAGAAGACAAGUACAAUUUUCCACCAAAUUUCUCCGAGACAACCGCAAGCACACGAGAUGAGAAUACAGACAGAAUUUCACAGUUGUCCGUUAUGGAAAUCCAACCAAACACAGAAGUUGAUACAGAUCAGAGAUUGUCCAUUCCAUCACCCAAGUCAUACACUAAUACGGCGUUAAAUUCAGAUAUGGUGUCAUCAGAAAAUUCUUACACGGAUGGAAGGUCUCAAUUGUCCUCCCUUAGGUUGGGAGGGUCGGCAUCCUUGCAUUUCCGAUUCUGGAAAAGUGUAUCCAAAACGGCAAUACCUCUAGUGAAAUUUCUUGGAAAUUCUCUGGAACGUCUUGUAUUAAAUCAUUGUAAAGAUAAUAAUGACGUGAUACCAGACGAUUGCUUAGACUUCUCGUUUAAUCUUGUUAAUAACUGGAAUGUACGAGAUUUCAUCCGGUCACCAUCAAACGAAGUCAUGAUGAUCAAGAAGCAGAAAAGGUUUAACAAGAAAUUGCUUAUUGACGUCAUCCAAGUACUUCGUUACCAUUGGGGAAACCUGACUGACCUUCUAGCUAUUGAAAAACGACAUAUUUGUGGAAGCGAGGCCGUCUGUGACGUCGACUGCACUUUGGGGUCCUCCCUGUAUUGUUCCUUGAAUGGCGUCAUUGUUCCCCAGUUGGACGAGCUCAUCCUUGGACUGGAAAAGGAGGCAAAAAUGUACUACGGUGCAAAGAUUAGUCAGCAGACACCAGAAAGGAUGAACCCCGAAAAGGUCCGAUUUUAUUCGAAAUACCGAGUAUUCUAUGUACUCGGAACUAUGUAUAACAUAAUGCUACAAAUGUUCGAAACGGAAGCAGCUCUCAGCUAUAUACUUGACUUUACAAAAGUUAUGCGACUCCAGGUUCGAUAAGGAAGCCAACGGUAUAACUUGACCUAUCUGCACAUAGGGAGCGAGGAUGUUCUACAGACAUUGAUAAAUACUCCAAUUUUCUUGUUCCUAAUAGAUUUAAGUAUUUUCUACACUGGUUAUUAGCUUCUGCAGUACAACUGAGAACAAUAUAUAUACAUUAACAGUAUGAUAGCCGGAUCUGUCAAUACUGUAGGAUUGGGAUAAAUAUAUAAUGUUACACGGAUAUGUACACAUAUAUCUACACGUAAAUGUUUACAUGUUUCUCUCCAGGCUUGGCACACGUAAUCCAACCGUCAACAACUUCCUGUUAGGUAUCCGUUCUUUAAGUCUAUAGUGUAUAAUGUAUUUAGAAGUCGCAAUGCUAUGGCGAUUUCUGCUGGUGCUGAUAUUUCACUUUUUACUUAUUUUUCUAUUAUUUAUAUUAUUUACUAGAUGAUAUAAUUAUAAUUGUUUAAAUUGAUGUUAAUACCCACAAGUCCCUUUAAAUUAUCAGUCCCAUUACUUUACCGAGAUCAACAUAUCUAAGUCAAUUAAUUCUACUUAAAUAUAAAGAGACUUUUUUUUAUUAAUUUUAUUUACAUUUUGAAUAUUUAUUUCAUCACCCGUCAUACACUAUAUUUUGUACAGUGUCAAUUUUUUCAAUGUUAGAUUUUAAUGAUGCUUUUGCACAUGAAAUCGAUUUAAUCCUAUUUAUAUUUAUUGCAUCGUCUUUAUUUUUAAUGCUCAGGUUGUGUUUUAAUCACCACAAUGGACAUUUUGUCUUGCAUUUGAGAAAUUACUCAUUACCUACAUAUUACAUACAAUGUUGCAUUUUCAAGUAACUGACCAUAUGCUGUGACCCACAUACGUUAAUAUCUAGUUCACCUAUUCAAGCCAAAGACAAACGAUGGAUAAGAAAAAAAAAUAAAUAAAUAAAUCUCCAUUGUUGUAAAUAUGUGUAUGUUAGUGUAAAUUCUUUCCCAUUUAUUGGCAACCAUUUUCACUUUAACGCAUUUUACCUUGCAAUGACGGGACGACUUAACAUCAAAGUUGUAAUAUAUAUUACGUGAAGAUUUAACGCGCCAGAUAGUUAUAACUUACAUGUAGGAUCGUACAGUAGUUUCCAUUUUAUGUCAGAUUUAUGAUACAAAAAUCAUUUUUCAAUUUAGCGAUUCUCUGGUGAGAAUCUUCAAAAGGAGCGUAUCAGCUUGUGAUUGGUCAGGUUUUUUUCCUGGUACUAAUUAAAUUAUUUCGCUUGUACCUUCAAUGAUCGAGGAUGGUAAAUCUUAUUCUAUCUUAUGAACGUACAAUUGAGAGUAGAAACAGCAGAAAAACGAUGAAUGUAAAUAUGGAAUGUGACAAUCAAUGCUACAUAUACCUAUGCGAUUAAAGAAUUCGAUGAUUUUAUUAUCUUUCGAAUCUCCGCGAUAUGUAAAAAUAAAUAAGUUCUCCGCGAAAUGUAAAAAUAUAUCAGUUCCGCCAAUAUGAUGUUUUAUUACAUUUCAAGAUUCGUUUGUUUUUUGUAUCAAUUUUUUAUGGAAUUCAUAAUUGACAGAUAAAAAAAUUCUGUCACAUCUGUCUUAAAAUGUUUAUCAUAAACCACAUACUUGCCAUACCAUGUACAUACGUUUUCCGUUGAUAUCUUUUUGAUUUUUUUAUAUAUGAAUAAAAUGCUUAUAAACAUAA